Messenger RNA from Closterium sp. Naga37s-1, 558 nucleotides. The record is from the annotation of a GenBank genome assembly. Lineage: Eukaryota; Viridiplantae; Streptophyta; Zygnematophyceae; Desmidiales; Closteriaceae.
AUGAAUCUCUGCAUUCACAGUGCGCAACCUGAUGAGGUUGUGCAAUGUGAGUGCACGUCCGAGGGGGUGGUGGUGUUGACAUUAGAUAUUGCAUCCACAUUCGAGUUGAUUGGAGGUGAGGAAAUCUGUCGCGCCAUCGCAGCUCUCAAAGAUGCUGGUGAGGAAGUGGGAGAAGGUGGGGGCCAAGACGUUUUUACUGGUUCUGGUGAUCAUGCAGCUGAAGUCCUUCAGUUAAGGACUGAGCUGGAUGAAACACGUGAGCGGGAGCGCUCCUUGAUUUUGCUGAAUCAAGAGAAGGAGAAGCGACUGGAGGAGCUUGCCAACGAAUUGAUGAUGUUGAAGGGAAUCAUCAGAGUGUGUGGCCGUGUUUGCCCUCCUCGUGGAAAAGACGUUCCACUUUCUGUACAGAUUCUUGAGGAUAACACCAUGUAUAUUGAAGGGUAUAUACGCCAUUUCAAGCUCAACAAGGUCUUCCCACAUACAACAAGCCAAGAAGACGUGUUUCAAUAUGCUUCAGAAUUUAUCAAGAGCGUUGUUGACGGCUAUAAGGUAAUAUAG